This is a messenger RNA of Dreissena polymorpha, 4025 nucleotides long. RefSeq lists its product as uncharacterized. Gene Ontology annotation, cellular component: chromatin; nucleoplasm. The record is from RefSeq and is a predicted model, not a curated record. The coding region runs from base 320 to 2029 and encodes 569 amino acids. Lineage: Eukaryota; Metazoa; Mollusca; Bivalvia; Myida; Dreissenidae. The transcript has 3 exons. Gene Ontology annotation, biological process: protein polyubiquitination; positive regulation of DNA-templated transcription; proteasome-mediated ubiquitin-dependent protein catabolic process. Gene Ontology annotation, molecular function: ubiquitin protein ligase activity; zinc ion binding.
CAUGCUAACUAGUUCACUUAAACCGACUAUUCUCAUUGCUUUAUUGAUAAAACACAGCGUUGAGUUGAGAUAUUUGCUUUUGUGUGGCCAUAUAAACCAACCGCAAACUGACGGUGUAAUUAUACAGAAACAGUUCAUGUGACAGUUAAAAUAUUUUUUUAUCGGAAGUUUUAACCUUCAAAUCAAAUUGAGUUUCAACUGUGUUUGAUAUUGGAAGGUUUGGUCCUUCUUGUUUAAGACUGCGGAUCGUGGUUAGAUAAGCUUGAUUUGUUCAGCUAUUCAAUUCAGCCGAUAAUACUUGUAAAACUCUUUCAGUAAAAUGGCAACCUUUUCACAAUCUAUCAUUGACAAGGGCUCUGACAUUUUCCACGACUUCUUGUGCAACACCUGUGCAGACAAGAAACUUGAUAAUACAGCUGAUUUCUACUGUGAAUCUUGUGUUAAGUUUUAUUGUGGAAAAUGUAUCCGCCCACACAGCCAGUUGUUUACAAAACAUGACACCUUUGGAAGGGGAGAUAUGAAGAAAUGGCCAGUGACCAAAAAGGUGGAAGAUUUUCUACUGAAAUGUGAUGUCCAUAAAGAUAAAAACCUCGAAAUGUUUUGUUCUGAACACAGUGAGCUGUGCUGCAAACAUUGUGAAUUCCUAAAUCACAGACACUGCAAAAAGGUAACUCUUAUAUCCGACAUCGUAAAAAGUCAGUCUACAGACCUUCAGCAACUGUCAAUUUCAAUCCAAAGUAUUCUAAAAGAAAUGAAGAAACUUCAAGACAGCCAGGAGGCUAGCAUUCAGUCUGUGCAAAGUUCAUAUGAUGAGCAGUUACGCAGGAUAGAGGAAACUCGGCAAACAAUAAAUGCAGCCUUAGCCACGAUUGAACAGAAGACACUGAAGGAAAUGAAAGAUACUCUAACCAAACUGCAAGCCUCUUCCAAAAGUGAUGUUGACGAAUGCAUCAGGCUAAGGGAUGAAUUGACACAACUUCGAGAUGCCAUACAGGACAUUAGUGAUAAAAGCAAACUGGAACUAUCCUUUAUAGCCACCAGGAAAUGCGAGGACAAAAUAGAACAGUCUACAACUUUUCUGAACACGAACUCUCUUCAGGAUAAAUUCUAUAUAACAUUCCAGCCUAACAGUGAAAUUGUACAGUACUUGUCCAAGCUGUCAGGUCUUGGGAGGAUAGAACACAGUACCAAGACAUUGAUGGUACAAGAAAAUCCAAACAAGGUAAUCACUGUGCUGAGGAAGUCUGAAAACAAUGUGAAAAUACCAAGUGAUUCAAAGGAAUGCUGGAUCACAGGCAUCCUUGCCCUCCCAGACGGACAAGUCCUGGUUGUAGACUACAAUAAUGACAAUGUCAAGCUUCUUGACCAGCAGUACCAUGUGGUAAAUCACUGUAGUAUGACUCAAUGGCCCUUGGAUAUAUGUCAGAUCACAUCGAGUGAGGUGGCUGUGACUGUGGAUGAUCGAAAUAACAAACAUGAGGUCCAGUUUAUCACAGUCAACAACAGGCAGCUGAGGAAAGGAAGAAAGCUUCAGUUACUACAUAGAUGUAACGGUAUUGCCUUCCACCAGGGGGACCUGUAUAUUACUUCUUUGACUGCACUGUACAAGUAUACGCUGAAUGGGAAACUUGUCAGCAAGAUGUAUGAGGAUACAUCAUAUUAUUAUACAGAUAGUGCGUGUGCUGUGAGUCCCACAGGGGACAAGUUGUACAUCACACAAUACCCCCAGCACAAGCUCCUCAUCCUGGCCAGGGAUGGUUCAGUCCUGGCCACCUUCACUGACCCUGCACUACAAUUCCCACGUUGUAUACACGUGACACCUGCAGGACAGGUGCUCGUUUGUGGAGAAAUAUUCGCCAAUCCCUUCAUCCUACAGGUGGACAGUGCGGGCAAAAGGAAGCUGGCUACUCUUGGUAUGGAGAAGAACUGUUUGCUGACCCCAGAAUCCAUCUGCUACAACAGACACACUGCUUCCAUCAUUGUGGGAGGACGUAAUUACAACAGCAUCAUGGUGUUCAAAGUGCAAUAGGUUAAUUCUUCAUGUAAAUUUGAUUUUUAAUUCAGAUGACUUAAAUUGCAAUUAGAUUGUGUUGUUGUGUUACUAAAACAUUGUUAGUGAUUUCAAGAUGCAUUUAUUUAAAAAAAAUAAUGUCACAAGUUCAAAGAAUGUUUAGAGUUUAUGUGAAAAAAAGAACUGCUAAAUAGUGUAUAAUAUUGUUACAUCUAUACAAAUUGCUUUUGUAUUUCUCAUUUACUUUACAAGUUGACAAAAAAUGCUGGUGAAAAAAUCGCAAUCAAUUUUAGAUCCGAAUAUAGUAAUAUAGUGUCUGUUAUUUUCAUAACAUCAACAUUACACUGUAACUACAACAUGUAUGUAUAAAGGCUGUCAUUUCUUUAAUGUACACAACAAAUGUAUUGAAGAUAGCAUAGAAUUUUUGUUUUUGAUUCUAAUAUAUGAUGAUUUUUUCCUGCACUGACAACAUGUGUUUGGUAAUUUAUAAUAAUUAAUUUAGCGUAGCUGUGUAACCCAGGUUUUGAUCAACAUUAAUAUCCAAGAAAUGUUGAGAAUAUUUUCAAUCAUGAAACCUGAAUGAAUAAAUCGCCCCAUUGGUGCAAAACGGUACCAUGUGACAUUUAAUUAAAAAGCGACAUGGUACCUUUCUGCACUAAUGGGUCAAAAUGAUAAUUCAGCAUGUGCUAGCAUGAAACUUAUAGAAAUGCAACAUUGCGUUUUGCAAUAAUGUAAACCAACCCAUGAUGCUGUGUGGAAAGGGUUCUUAAAAAACAGCACAAGAGAUCUGCGAUCAGGUACAAAUGACCCCUUAACAGAGCCUUGACAAAUGAUUUUUUGCAACACAGUGUUUACAAACACAAAUAAUACAUAUAUGCAAUGGCUACAAACUAGGAUUAUCCACAAAAUAUUGGGAACAAACUUCCUUUUUUAAAUGGGCUUGUCAGAUAGUAAUACAUGCACUUUUUGCUUUUUGCAAAAUGUCAGAAGAAUCAAUUACCAAUUUAUUCUGGGAAUGAAAUGCCGUACAAAAACUCAUAAAAGACAUCUCUGAAAUCUUAAAAAAUGCAAAUAUUCAAUACUUUAUUCAUUUCAAGGAGAAAAGUACAGUUUUGAGUGCAAAAGGAAAGAAGUUAUCACAAAUUUUCAGGGGUUUAAGGCUAGACUAAGAUUUGCUUUAAAUGUUUAUGCAAACACAACACGUCAAUCAAAUAAAGGAGUUUUUUGGAAUGUUAUAAGACUAAUAUGUAAUUCAUAAUUUUAUUAAUGCAAAAAUAUGUGUUGUCAACCAAGCAACUCGCAUUAUAUGUGUUAUAUGUUAUAUAUGUAAUUGUAAAUUGCAUUAAAACAUGCUGUUUACUUAGUAACCAUCAUAAUGUAGGUAACUUGCAAAUUGUGAUUGCUUGCAUUAAGUUAUUUUUGUAUUCUAAAUUGCAAUUGAUUGUAUUGUACAAAAUGCACUUUAUAUGCAAAAUCACAGGUUUGUUAAUAAUGUCCAUUAUAAAUACAUGAAUAACUAGCAAAUCUUACAGUAUACAGUUUUAUGUUAUAUGAACACUGUAAUCAUAGAUGUAAAUUGAAGGGUAGUUGUAAAUAUGAAAACUUUUUUGUUAAGAAUGUGGUAUACAUAAAUAAGUAUAAAAUAAAUUAACUGUGUUAAAAAGUAAGAAUAAAGUAUACUGUAAUUCAGUUUGUGUAUUUACAGUUAUUACACAGUAAACACACAAGAUAUACGGUAAAAUAAGUAUGUGUAUGUACAUGUCUUUGUAAAUUGAUGGUUUAUGACAUGAAUACAAUCAUUGAUACAUGAAAAAAGGGUUACAAGGUGAAACUAUUUGAUAAAGUUUAGAAAUGUUAAGGAGCUACACCAGUUUGAUACUUAACUGUAUAAAUCAACUUGUGCAUGCACCUGUAUAUUUGCCUGAGGUUUUAUUCUUGAACACUGUGUUCUCAUUUAUAAAAAAUAGUAUUACAUGUAUAUUGCAUUCUGUGCACUAAUAUAUAUUAUAGCAUA